CUGCAGCAGCCAUCUGCGCGGCCGGUGGGCGGGCGGGCGGCCGGCGACGAUCCUAGGCUCGGCGGGAGAUGGCCACGUUCUUCGGGGAGGUGGUGACUGCCCCGUCCCGCGCGGGGGUGGACGAGGACGAGGAGGCGGCCGCGGAACGCGAGGAGACCUCGGAGGAUCGCGAGAUUCGCCGGGCGAUCGAAGAGAAAAGGGAAGUUCACAUCAUCUGGAAGAAGACGUCUAAUGAGUCCACAGAAGAACAGUUUCCUUGCUCCAAGUUCAUUUUGGGUAUAGGGCAAAAUGCAGUCGCAUUCUUAUCUUCCUUUGUUCUGAGUUCCGGAUGCUGGGAAAUAGUUGGAUCUGCCAAAUUGUGGAACGAGUGGUGCAGAAUAUCGAACAGAACCAGCGAGCCAGUUCUGCCCACAGAGCCAUUCUGCUUGUUUUAUCGGUUGACUUCAGAUCCCACGGUGUUGUUGUGCCAGUGCAACUGUUAUGUGGCUGAGGACCAGCAGUUUCAGUGGGUUGAAAAGGUUUUUGGAUGCAUACAGAAGACUGAUCUGCAAGUAUUUGUUCUUUCAUCAUGCCCCAUCACCGAUUAUAAAACAACUGAAUCAACAUUAACACUCCCUUCUCCUUUUCUGAAAGCGUUAAAGACAACAGCAUUCAAAGAUAAAGUCUUUUGUUCAUUACUAGAACAGCCAAAUAUUGCACGGGAUCUCCCCGCAGCAGUUCUUAGUUACUGCCAAGUGUGGCAGAUCCCUGCAGUGUUGUAUCAGAAUUAUACUGAUGUCCUCAAACUGGAUUUAAUAUCAAUUGAUGCCUUCAAGCCUGUGCUAUCUUCGAAAGUCCUGAAGGGUUUGGUUAAGGACACAUCAAGAAGCACAGAACUACUGAUGAAAUUAGUGGUGACUAAUGAAAUUGAUCAUAUCUACACGUAAAAUGGGGAAUUAUGCCUGAUGGAUACUUUCAAGCGUCUGUAUUUGUAAACUGCAGCUGCUUUGCUUGGAAGCCUUUUGGGACUGGUGGUGUUUUUUAGACUAUUGUGGAGAGGAGUUCUGCUGACUAAAAGGAAUUAAAACGUGACACUUCUAUUUUGCACAGGUUGGAACCUGGCUUUUUUCCUCCCUCUAGGAGUUUCUUUUCUCAUGCAAGGAAAAAUGCAACAUUCUUCUAUCCAGAACAGUCUUUACUGUAAUGUAGCAAGGGAUGUUGUGGGGGGAGUGAGGCCUCCAGCUGUCACUGAUGGACCACAGAAGCUGGUCAAGCACAAUGUUCUCUCCAUCCCGAGCAUCAGAGAAGAGCCAGAAAAGGGGAGAAGGCACACGAGCUUAGGAAGCAAACACCGGAUGACUGGAGACAGAAGGUCAGAGAAGCUGAGGUGGGGCUGUGGGCGGGCAGGCUUAGUAAAGAAAGGGGUUGGGUCUUUAGAAAAAGAAUGUAGUGGAGAGAGACCUCCAGUGGCGAGUGGUAAAUUCGGAAGUGCAGGAGGUACUCAUGAUUCUGGGUGUGUGUGUGCCCAACCAGGAACAGGAGCACGUAGCGUAACUGCUCAAUUUGCUAGGACCAAUGUGACCGCAGAACUUUAUGCAUAGUUAUCUGGGUACAAAGUCCACUGAAUUCAGCGGUGCUUUUGACUGCUGAGAUUUAACUGGCAAAAUAUGUUGAGCUUUAAUAAAAGAUCCUCAGCUAGCUGAAAUGCAGACUUUAAAUCAGAAAUGUAAACAUUCCAGUCACUAGAGCAGAAGUGGGCAGCUCAUGGCCAUUCAGACGUUUUUGGCUUACAGCUCACCUAUCCCUCACCACUGAUUUCCAAUACUCUCUCAAGCAAUUCCAGCUGCCAGUAAGAAAAUAUGUUAACUAGAAGGGGAGUGGGUACAACAUUGCCUCCUCCCAGACAAACCUUGCUUUGUUACUUAAUAAACAUUUUCUAGAUACAUUCAUUUCAUAGAAUAAAGGUUUAUAUAGUAAGAAAUCAAUCUA
Messenger RNA from Varanus komodoensis (Komodo dragon), 1968 nucleotides. RefSeq names its product proteasome assembly chaperone 1 (gene PSMG1). The transcript has 7 exons. Lineage: Eukaryota; Metazoa; Chordata; Lepidosauria; Squamata; Varanidae. Gene Ontology annotation, cellular component: endoplasmic reticulum. The coding region runs from base 69 to 926 and encodes 285 amino acids. The record is from RefSeq and is a predicted model, not a curated record. Gene Ontology annotation, biological process: proteasome core complex assembly. Gene Ontology annotation, molecular function: proteasome binding.